AGUAGUAUUUUCAUAAAUCAGUAACUACUUUGUUUUCCUUUUAGAAAAUAUUUUCAGAUCGAAAUCAUGUCACUGAAUGAUGUUAUAUUAGAUCAUGAAUCAAAUCAAUGCCUAUUUGUAUGCACUAAGUGUGGAGCAGAAUAUGUUACACGAGAUAUGUUAGCUAUGCAUAUGAUGGAUAGUGCACGUGCUGGAAUGUGUAUAGAAACUGAUGCAACCACUAAUGCAUCAAAUGUGAACAAUAGUACUAAUCACAAGAUAACACUCUGUGAAGAUCUACUUGAUUCAGAUAAGCUUAUUACACAAAAACAUGAUGGAAUAUCAAACAAUUUCGAUCCUUCACCGUAUCGUUCUUCUUUAUCAAGUUGGAUAGGUGAAAGAACUGAGCCAAUAUUUAAUAUAUUAUUUAAUCAACUCACUUUACCGAAUUUAUAUUCUAUACAAAAUUCUACAACAAAUAAUAACAAUAAUAACAGUAAAGAUAUAAACAAUCUUCAUACAAAUCCGAAAAACCGUAAAUUCUUAUCAGGAUACGAAGGUAAUAUACCUUCUCUAAGAGGAUGUCAAAUAAAUCCAGAUGAUUCUUCAUCAUUUAUAGAUAUGCAAAAAAGUGAAUGUCUACAUAAUCUACUGUUGAAUUCAAAGUAUCCAACAAAUAAUAUUCCUCCAAAUAUAAAGAUGAAUUUAAUUCGGUCUUUAAAAGUUAAUGAAACGGAUGUAUUUCCAAAACCAACAAUAAAAGACAAUGUUCGAGUUAUGAAUGAAAAAUCUAUCUCAAACGAUAAUAAAAUUAAAUUGAAAAAUGUUCCUAAUGAAGUUGUAACAAGUCAGACAUCAACAUCAUCAGUAUAUUCUUUUAUAAAGUCUCUCACUGGAUGUAAUGCUAUAUCAACCUCAAAUCGUGAUAUUUCAAAAUCAUUAAAUUUUUCACCAGGCACAUCGUUAAGUAAUGAAGAUCAAAAAUUUCUAAAUAAUGUUCAGUGUAAAUCUCACAGAGAAAAUCAAGACGUUAAUAGUCAAGAAAGUUUGAAAAUUGCUAUUCUAGAUUCAAACGUAAAAUGUAUUGAGAAUCAUAAAGUGUCUAAGUGUAGUGAAUUGUUUGAAGAUGUCAAGAGAUAUGAGAUUAUUGAUCAACCCGUCACAAUUAAAAGAAGUCGAUCAUUGCCCUCACCACGAGGAUUAGGAAAUCAAAAAAAUUGUGAAAUGAACUAUUCGGUUUUGAAAGGAAAUAAUCAAUUUUUAAAUACAAGUAAUAUGAACGACAGUGAUGGUGUUUUUCAUAAGGUGAAGAGAAUUUUCUUAAAUUUGAGAUGAAAAUAAUUUAAUUUAGUUUAUAGUUUAGUAAUAUCUUCUCACUUGUAAUACAGUUUGAAAGUUUUAAAAUAUGCUUAGACUGUUUUGUGCUGGUAACCUAUGUCAUGUUGUAUAGCCAUUAUUGAUAACUGAAGUCUAUCUGAAAAGUUUCAAUUUAGUCAUCAAUCCGAAUGAAUUUUUAAAGAUAAGUUGAUUGGAACCAAGUGACAGGAAGUCUUAGACUUAGUUUACGUGCUAGUUGAGUAAAUAUUGUCAACUAAUAUCAGACGUGAUUAUUCUUAGUACAAUGGCGUUCAUGAGCGAUAAUUUGUAAUUAAGUGAUACAUAAAUUUAUCAGUAUUAACUUAUUUCAAUUAAUUUCUGUUAUAAUGAAUAAGGUGUAAAUAUAUUUUAAUCGCAAAUCUUUAAUUUCAUAUCUAACCAAUGUUUUCAGUAAAACUAAUGCAAUGAAAAUAAAAUAGAUUAUAUGUUAAUGAUAUAUCCAGGUGAUGGAUAUUAACUAGCAGGGAACAUAGGUUUAAGGCUUUCUGCUGACAUAUUCCAAACAUCUGACAUCGUUCAAAGAUGCACUCAAAAGUAUAAUUUGGGUCAUCUUUUCAUUUAUAUAUGUAUAUUGUCAUUGGUGUAUACAGAUUUACAAAGCAUGGUUUGAAGCGAUAACACUGAAGUCACUUAGCUUGAACAAAUUUAUGAAACAUUUGUCUUCAUUAACUUAUUCUACUCUUCACAUCGUAUUUAUUAAUCUUAAGACCAAUUCUAUCAAUGCUAUUGUAUGUUUAACUUUUUCUCCUGAGUAUAACCUAUUUUAUAUAAAGAACCAUGAUCGAGUUAAUGAUAUAGUUAACAGAACAAAACGGUGAUUUAUGAAUUAUUUUACAUCUCAAAAGUCUGUAUUGUACAUGAUCUUCACAACUGAUACCAUCUAUAUUUAUACUUGUAAGGUGGAAUUGAUCGUAUCAUCCAUAUUUCAUUUUAGGACUAUUCAUGACUGACCACAACUAUUGCAGAUUAUUUAAUUUUUACAAUAUAACUGUGAUAUGAGUAUAUCUGUAGAAUACUAAUGAACUACCUGGAAAGAAUAUACAAACUUGAGUUAAAGCUAGCCAGUUUACUAACAAAUAUUUUCAGUUAUGGAUAUCAACAAAUAUUUUGAAAAAUAUGUUUAUGUUGCCACCAAAUCCAUUUGAAUUUUAUUGUAUCCUAAAAUUUCUGUUGUUCUUUUUUCAUCAAUUAUAAAUAGACAAGACGUGACCGCAGGUGUUAUAAGAAGUCGGGGUAUAGAAAUUUGCGUAAAUUUGUAAAUUACAAUCGAUCCAAAUUCAGUAUUUUGAAAAAUUCACAUUUUGUUUCUGAAAUACACCAUGAUAAAGUAGGCAUGAAUUCAAACUGUUACAAUGACAGAGAAAUUGCUACAAAUAUUCAUAAUAAUAAUUUAAAUGAAAUGAACAAUCAAAAUACCAGUAAAGUUGAACACUUUCAGCCAAUUUUUCCAUACAUUUGUGAAUAUUGUCAAAUUGGAUUUGUUCAACAAGCUUUAUAUUGUUUACACAUGGGAAUGCACUGUGUAAAUAAUCCAUUGAAAUGUAAUAUGUGUGCACAAACUUGUUUAGAUGUUUAUGACUUUAUUGGACAUACAAUGCAUUUUUGAGUAACUGAUAAAUUAUUUAUAUUUAACAUGCCAAUUAUUGAUAAAUGCUUAUCUUUC
Schistosoma spindalis is the source of this 3019-nucleotide messenger RNA. The record is from the annotation of a GenBank genome assembly. NCBI's taxonomy places the organism in Eukaryota, Metazoa, Platyhelminthes, Trematoda, Strigeidida, Schistosomatidae.